AUGAUUAUUUAUCAUCGACAAGAUUAUAUUUAUCUAUUAUGUAUUAUAUGUAGUAGUCUUAUGUUACUUACAAGUAUUAUUAAUAUAAUUUAUAUUGUUCAACGUUCAAUAUUAAAUAAAACGAAUCAAUAUACACAAAUAUCUAUGUCAAAUAUUUAUCUAAAUAAUAGAACUAAUAAUUCAGAAGAAAUAUCUCAAAAACAAAAUGAUUAUUUUGAAGAAACAUAUAAAAUAUUUAUGAAGUCAUCUAUACAUAAUUAUUUUUCUAGAAUAGAAAAUCGAAAUCUAUCAUUAAAUUAUUGUCCACCUAUACCACCUAAUCUUCAAGGUGCUUUAAGAAUUCAUGAAGUACCAAAAAAUUUUUCUAUUACAACUAAUUCAUCAUAUCAUAUUGAUGUUCAAUUAGGUGGUUUUUAUCAACCAAUAAAUUGUUUAGCUCGUCAUAAAGUAGCUAUUAUUGUACCAUAUCGUGAUCGUUGGGAUAUUCUUACUCAUUUUCUUUUUCAUACACAUGAAAUUUUACAACGACAACAACUAGAUUAUCGAAUAUAUGUAUGUGAACAAGCAUUUAAUAAAACUUUUAAUAAAGGUAUUGUUAUGAAUGGUUGUUUUAAAGAAAUUUUAAAACUUGAGCCAAAUACACACUGUUUUAUAAUGCAUGAUGUCGAUUUAUUAUUAACUGAUGAUAGAAAUAUGUAUACAUGUCCAAGAUAUCCACGUCAUUUAAGUGUUGCUAUUGAUAAAUUCCAUUUUUAUUUACCUUAUGCACAACUUGUUGGAGGUGUUUUAGCUAUGCGUCGUGAACAUUAUCUACUUGUGAAUGGUUAUUCAACAAAUUAUUGGGGUUGGGGUGGUGAAGAUGAUGAUAUGCAUGCUCGUAUUAUUAGUAAAAAUUUAAAAGUUGAACGUCCACCAGCAUCUAUUGCACGUUAUAAAAUGUUAAAACAUACUCAUCAAAAAUUAAAUCCUGCUCGUAUGAAUGUUUUACGUACAGCACGAAGUCGUAUUGAUUCAGAUGGUCUUAAUAAUGUUAAAUAUAAAUUAUUAAAUACAACUUUUUAUCAUCUUUAUACUCAUUUUAUAAUUGAUGUUGGUGAACAACCAAAAUAA
Molecule: messenger RNA, 1110 nt
Organism: Rotaria sordida
Lineage: Eukaryota; Metazoa; Rotifera; Eurotatoria; Philodinida; Philodinidae
Source: the annotation of a GenBank genome assembly